AUGAGUUCCAAACAACUCAUAGUUAACGAGUUAUUGGCGUUUAUCCAAAACGCCAUCGGCACUAUGGACGAGGUCAGCAUCCUACAGAUCUGCAAGGAGGAUGAGGUUUGCAGUGACAAGGUACUAUUGUUCCGCAAAGGAGCUGCACAAGCUUCCGUCACGUUCGACCAAGCCUUCAUCACCAGGCUGCUGAAGGACAUUAACUUCCUGAAAGCAAGCCUGGCCGAUGUAGUGAGCAAGUUACAGUAUUUAAACAACACCAUCGCCUGCAUUCUGCCUCGCCGAAGACACGCGCAUGCACGGCCACAUCGCAACGUGCUUACGCAGCUGCAGACGCCAGCUGGCCUGACGAUGUUCAAGCAAAAGGGAAGAGUAGCACACUCUGCUUCAAACGGCUGCGGCACAAAAUCAGAUUUGCGAGGAAGAGGUCUUCAUCAAGGUGGAAAGGAAGAAGAGGAAGCCCGCUCGCCACAAUUUGUGUGGUGUUGCCCCGACCGGGCCGAACCUGCAGCGUCCUGCAAUACCGAUGAGGCCGCUGAACGUGUUCCGACUGCAUCACUCUACGAAGGAAGAGGAGAUCGUAGAGUACCUGAAAAUGUAGACCAAGUUUUCCUAGAGAGUCGCAUGGUUGGAGUCCCGUCACAAUAUGGAAUUUAA
Molecule: messenger RNA, 657 nt
Organism: Chilo suppressalis (striped riceborer)
Lineage: Eukaryota; Metazoa; Arthropoda; Insecta; Lepidoptera; Crambidae
Source: the annotation of a GenBank genome assembly